UGUGAGGCGGGGCAAGGGGUACAAUAGCUGCCUCUUUGCAGCCGGAGACAAUCGAUCAGCUCGGCCCCAGCCUCUUCGCGGGAGUGACAUCAUCCCUUCCAAAUACCAACCGGCACUGCCAUUGGCUGGCCAGGUAACCGAGAUGGGCAUUUCUGCUUCCCCCCGCCCAUCCUCGCCCGAUGCCUACUUUGUGGCGGCGGCGGCGGCGCUGUGCUCGUCCUCCACACACGCCCAGUGCGAGCGGCCAGCGGCACCGACCGGCCUAGAGUUCGCUCGCUCUGCUCCCCAGCGCAAGGCAAGCGAGCUCCUGAUAACCUGCGGUCUGAAUGAGGUUGUUUACCCUUGCCACAGCAAGCUGAAAUCUCUUUGCUCUGACGUGACCUCCCUAGAAGGACCAAAUUGAAAACUGCAACCUGCCAAGCCAUUCAGACACAUACCACCCGCCUGGAGCCUAUGAAUGUGAAGAUGGAUGACAACGGCAGAGCUGCUAGUGGAACCUCAGUUUUGCAGACCAGCGGGGUGGCAACUGCUAGGAAGAGAGUGCCAACUGCUUGUCCCUCUGCUGCCAAGCAAAAGGCCAGCAAGCCCCCCCAGCCAGCAAACAAGCUUCCCAAUAAGAAGCAGCCAGCAGCUCUCGCAGCUGGUUCUCCUUCAGUUCCUAGCGGAGCUUCCAAAACACUUGGAGACGGAUCUGCUCGGAAGGCCAACGUGCAGCAGCCAAAGCAGCCGGCAUCCAAGAGUAGUAGUGUUGACAACUUGUCUGCUAGAGCAACAGUGAAAAAGGCAACAGGGGACAGGGCAAGUGGACUGAAGACGUCGGGAAAGACAGCUACAGAGAAGGAAGCGCAGCAGAAACCCCCAAAGGUGACCACACAGCCCAUAGCAUCAAAAGCACCUUCAACGAAGCCCAGCAGAGCUGAACAGACUAAAACAUCCAGGACUUCAUCCUCUUUAAACAGACCUGCUACCAAUGAUAAGAAUGUGGGCAAACAUAAGCCAACACCACCCCCUGCUGGUCAGGCCACAUCAGCACAUCAGCAGAAAAACACUCUGGCAACACAGAGAGAUGCCUCUAGAGCUGCCCCAGUUUUAAAGGCCAAGGUUUCACACUCCAACUCCUCUGUGAAGAUGCCACCUGUCCUAAAGCAUCCCAAACACUCGGCCUCCAAAUUGCAAUCUGAGCAAAAUCUCGGAGAGAGGAAUGUGACUGCACCUAUGAACAGCAGAUUUGCAGCAAAGAGAUUUUCAGAUCCCAGCAAGCCCCAAAUUCCUGCCAAGGCAGCCGUUGGGACUCUCCAUCCAAGAGUCAUUGCUUCCCCUCCCAAAUCUCUGCCUCCUUCAGGCAAGAAGCUUCUGAAGAAAGACACUCUUUCCAGUCGUGAGCAGGUGUCACCCCAAAAGAAGCUUCAAAAGACAAUUGCCAAGGAAGGGAAUUGCAAGAAAACCAUCAAAGAAGCAGAAAGUGCUUCAAUCAAGGGUACAAAGUUUCUAGAAAAGUUGGAAUCUGCAGCAGAAGAAGAAACUGUUGACCAGCUACUCUCCCCGGAGACUGCAGGCUGUUGCAUAACAGGAGUAGGGAUGGAGCAGAUGGAACCAGGAGUCUCAGAAGACGACAAAGAGGAACAGAUAAACGCUAAUGUUUCAGAGGGGCUGCCUUCAGCACUCCUUGAAGAAUCUCUGGUCUGCCCUGGACCACAAGAUACCAGUAUAUCAUCUGUCAGUGAGAUGCCUCGCUUGACCACUCUUGAUGUCUUGGAGGUACGUUGUGGAAGUGGUGAUGAAACACACAAUUUGGAGCCAGCCCUCCCUUGUGAAACAUCUCCUCCCAUUCAGCUGGAGCUCUCUCACCAAACUUCUCCAGCGGAAACCUUAUGGCACAAAGAAAGAGACAUGGACUCCGAGCACCUCAGAAAGCAAACAUCUCAUUUUGAUGCUUCAGCAGCUAUUGAGCAGCCCCAUUUCUUGCACAGCCCUGACAAGCCUUGUCUUGAUGUACAUCGUAUUUCAACAACAUCCCUUCCAGCUGGGGAUUCCCAGAUUUUAAUAAGCGAAUCUGUUCCUAUGCUUGAGAGAUCUCCUUCUUCCGAGUCCUUGACUUUAGAGUCUGAAUUGCUUGAAGAGACUCAAACUAUAAAACUAUUAGUUCUGGCGGAGACACAGGAGGAGCCCAGUCUUUCAGCAGAGCAGGAGGAGCCCAGUCUGUCAGCUAGCCAGUUUGAUCCCAUCUUAAAAACUGUAACAGAGUCUCUAGCAGCAGGCCACGAUGAUAGCACUGAAUUGGAAAUGGUGAACAGGGUAUUGAAUUUGUGUCAGGACUCAGAGGAAGAACUGCAGAAGGAAGUGGUAUCUCUAGAGGCAGGAAAUGAAGGACUGAAGAGCCCCCUAGAUCUUGCAACUAAAGAUAGUGAGCUUACACAGAAAGUAGUCACUUCUCAGCAGAUGGAGGAUCUGCAUUGUGCCAGUAUACGUGCUGAAAAUGAAGAGCUAAUGGAAGUUCUGCAGGUAGCAGAUCAUUUAAUAAUGGGAGCAGCUACACAGUACCAAACACGUCUCCCUGUGUUUGUGGCUGCAACCUCAAUUCCUACACAAUUGCCUGGAGAGCCUUCUGCAGGCUAUGAUGAUCAGUCUAGCAGCUUAGAUGACUAUCCCACCAUUGGAGAACUUGAGGAUGAUGCAGUAAUUCCAGAAGAAUGCAUGAGUAAUGUGAAGCAAGAAGAGGCCACCCAAUAUGAAACUCCAGACUUAUUGUUUCAUCCUUCAGGGGAGCUCUCACCAAAUAGCGGUGCCACUCAGCUGUCAAUGCACAAACCUCAGAGCCUGCCCUUGAAGAGCUUGGAGUUGUUACAAGAAUACCCAACUGAGUUGGCUGAAAUGCCAGAGUUGCUGUUAAGUAGUACAGGGCUGAAAGCUCUCUCUCCAGAGAAGGGAGGCUCGUCUUCCAAAUCCAGCACCUUAAGUGGGCCUGAUCUGGCAGGUAAGAGCAGCAGUGAAACUAGCACACCUGAAGAGCUGCGGGAGUACGACAGUAGCUCUGGAGUUGAAUCUAAGUCAGAUGACAAACUGGAACAAACUUGUCAUCAGCUCCUGAGUCCCUUGGAGGAUCUCCCUGGUGAACUUGAUCUGGGCAUCCACAUGGAAAAGGGAGACGAUGAGGCAGAGACCCUGCCAGCAGAUGAAGUCCUUGGAGAUCCACCUACUGAGCCCACUGUAUCCUCCGAGGAGGAAGCUGAUCUGGAUGCAGAUCUUCUGAAGGAAGCGGGCUUUCCCAAAACGGUAUGCCUCUUGACAUCACCUCUCCCAACCAAGUCACAUUUGCCCCAUUCAGUAGAGGAGUCUGAUGAACCAGGUUCUGGUGAUGCUGGCACAGAAACCCCAGCCUCAACCAACUCUGCAGCUUCGUGUGAUGUUUUUGGUGCCUUUCAUCUCCAUUCAGCUGACAGCUGUGGCAAAAGCCCCGGCCUCUCUUCCCUGGACAGCGAAGAACAUUCCACUGAGGGCAGUAAGGAGACCUGCAGCAAGAUUCCCGUGGAUUGGGAGCAACAGUUGCACCUCACCCCAAUGCCCUUGAAGACUGGAGGGCACGAAGAAGAAUCGUCACAGCCUUUCCCUGCCGGUCAUAGUCUGGCUGCAGGUGACAAUGGGGCUGGCUUGCCCUUCCCCUGGGAACCAUGUCCAUCAGAGAUCCUCUCCACUAUCUAUGAAGUAGAAAGUGGUGCUGAAACACCUGGCCCAGACGAAGAGGACGGGAGCCGUUGCUUGCGUGCCGCCUCCCGAGAACAGGCUCUCCAGCUAGGAAACAUCCAGGCUACAGUCGUACAGCAGCUAAUCAGCCGAGCCCUGCUCUUCCCAACAGAAGCACCUCCUGGGGCUGUCAGUGGGAAGGGGGCCAUGAACAGCGAAGCAGAGAUUGGCAAAUGGACGGAACUGAUCUCCCCUUUGGAAGAAUCUCGAGCCAGCAUCACUUCUGUGACCAGCUUCUCCCCAGAGGACAUGUCAUCCCCACAUGGGGACUGGACUGUGGUAGAGGUAGAGUCGUUCCACUGAUUAUUCUCCCCCCCCCAGUUAUAAAUAUAUAGAAGGCAUUUUUUGGAGGUGAACCACUACUUUUCAUACAAGUGUAUCUAUUAAUGUCCAGGAAGGGUCAAGUGUUAGCUGACUGGAGCUACUGCUCUCCCCUUCAUUUUCAGCAGCUAAUGGUAUGGAUAGUUAAGCACUUGUGAAUCAUGAUUACAUUUAUCCCAUGCAGUCUUAGCCCUUGAGUUUUUGGUUCAGCAGACUAGACUGGUCAGCCUUUCAUGUUUGGGAUUACCAGGCAUAAUGUUUAUUUCCAGAGGGUAAGGUCCAGCUUUACUUAGUGGUAACAUGUGAUUGUGCCAAUUAUUGAUAUCACUAUCCGUCAACAUGAUAAAAAUAAAGCUUCCUCUCCCACGUAUUUUGAUAAACCUACAGUGUUCUUCAUUAAUGAAGGCUAUCAGUAACAGAAGAUGCUAGUGGCCUUGAUUACUGAUACCUCCUUAUGGAAAGCCAUCCACAUUUGGUUGUCAGGCUGCCAAUAUUUGAUAUUUUUUUUUGUCAACUUUCAAAAGCAAAUUUCCUGGCAAAGGUGUUUUACUCUGAGAGUUUUUUUUUAAGGAAGUAGCACCUCAAAGAUUGUGCCCACACAAUACUAUUAGGAUGAGACCUAACAGAUAAAUUUAUAUGUUAUCCAGCAGCCUGGAUUUGCACAGUAUGUUUGGUACAAGGACAUCAAUUAAUUCAAAAAGUAGCUUAAAUGGGUUGUGUGAAUGUAGCCAAUAUGGAAGAGAAAUUUACAAAUGAGGACAUCUUAGUGUUUUUGAAUGAUUGAUGUAUCUGCUAUUUAGGAUGUGGUUACUCUACUUCUCUUGCCUACUUCUAUGAAGUGGACCUCUCAGCAAUAACUUCUGGAGGAGACCUUGGACUCAAAGAGAGAUGUAUUUUAGCAUCCUAAACAAGACUAGGUAAGAAAAGACUGCUAAAAAAAAUCAGUUUGGGAAUUUUCUUCAAAGGUACAGUUUUCAGACCACUUGAACUUCUAUCUAAAAUGGAAAAGUUUAGAAAAUGCAGGGACCAAGUUUUGGUGCAACUGGUUCUUAUACUUGUGCUAGCCCAAACUCCUUGCUGAUGCAGCAGUAGAUAAUUCCAUUUUUUUUUUCUUUGUGCCAGUGGUUAUGCCUAGACAAAUAGCACGUGUGUCAUUGUGAGGGGCUUUCCUGACUUGAUUGUAGGCCAAUGCAGCGGUGGGGUGAGGAACAUCCGGAACAACCCUUAAGUUGUGAAUUACAAUUCCAAGCAGCCUCUGAGAAUUUUUAUAACUGUUCAAUGUUAGACAUUUUUCACUAGCAUUCUAGAGACGCAUAGAUUGGCAGUGCAACCAUGAUAGUUUUGCUCUGGCAUUUGUUAGUAAGAGUGGUAUGAAACUAUACCGCAGCUAUGAGAUGGUGUCCAGUAAUGGAUAAACCCGAUUCCAUCGUACAAUAGCAAUUGUUUAAUGGUUUCUUUUAGCUGUGCCAUAUUUUUUUUUGUUGUUACCACAUUUGAGAGUCUACAUUAAACUGCAUAAAUUCAGAGCAAAGAUGACUAUCUAAAAAUUAGGCUGCCUUUCUAACCUACUACCAGAAAAACAAUGUGAAAAAGCUUUUUCUAAUUGCCAUAUUUAAGAGGUACUAUACUCGUGAAGCCAACCUUCUAUUGCAAUACUCCUUCUCUCCUGAAAAAAAGAAAUGAAGCUUGUUUCUAUAAUGUGAAAUGUGUUUUAAAAAACGUUCAUCUCAUUAACUCUGCCAUCUUCCUAUAUCUGCCUUCCCAGAUCACUUGUAGUUCCACUAGUUAACGCAAAUGUGGAGCCUUAUUGUCUGUAAUGAAGUAUUGAUGUGUGCAACUUUUUUUGUAAUGUAGCAAAGUGUGAUAUAGUAUUUUUAAAAAAUAAAAAUAAA
Molecule: messenger RNA, 5954 nt
Organism: Crotalus tigris (Tiger rattlesnake)
Lineage: Eukaryota; Metazoa; Chordata; Lepidosauria; Squamata; Viperidae
Product: uro-adherence factor A-like
Exons: 7
Coding region: 454-4044 (1196 amino acids)
Source: RefSeq, a predicted model, not a curated record